Molecule: messenger RNA, 2040 nt
Organism: Talaromyces marneffei
Lineage: Eukaryota; Fungi; Ascomycota; Eurotiomycetes; Eurotiales; Trichocomaceae
Exons: 2
Coding region: 1-2040 (679 amino acids)
Biological process (GO): carbohydrate metabolic process
Source: RefSeq, a predicted model, not a curated record
AUGUGGUACAGCGCAUCAAGUGUAGGGGGGCUAGCUAUCCUCCUGGCUAGCUCUUUCUUUGAUGUCGCUAAAUCCAGUAAUACAUUACUUCCCCUUGUUCUUCAGCCUCUGCCGUUGGGCUCAAUCUCGGCUGAAGGCUGGUUAUACGAUCAAUUGCAAUUGAUGAGUGACGGCCUUGCUGGUCACGAACACGAUUUUUACCUGUUUGUCAGUAAUAGCUCAUGGCUGGGAGGGUCAUCGGAGUAUAGCAAUCUCAACGAGGGGUUCCCAUACUGGUUUAAUGGUCUCGUGCCCUUGGCAUAUACCAUGGGCGAUGAGCGAUUGAAAAGCCAGGUCUUGGAUUCUGUAAACUACGUUCUUUCACAUCAGCAGGCCGAUGGCUGGCUUGGUCCGGAAACCAAUGUCAGCACACGCAAUCUUUGGGGUCGAUUUCCUUUCUUCUUAGGGUUGACGCAAUUAGUUGAGGCGGAGAACGGAAGUGAUGUUGCCACGAGGGUGUUGGAUGCCAUGCAUAAAUUCGUUGAACUGAUGAAUUCCAUGCUCGAGAAUAAUUUCCUCGGCUAUGUCGCAUCAGACACUUCACAAAUCGACGACCAAUGGGGCCGCUCACGAUGCGCUGAUAUGAUCUUGAGUUUGCAAUGGCUGUAUGAGCAUGAUCCUAGGAAUAAUACAGACAUCCUGUUCAAUUCCAUGAAUCUCCUCUUUGAAAAGUCCAACAACUGGGCUGACUGGUACGUCGACGGUGUAUACAUCAAAGAGGAUCUUGAUACGGUGUCUGCUGAAAUCACAAAUGCCCACUACGCGUUUGAGCAUGGAGUCAAUAUCGGCCAAGGCUACAAAUUUGGCGCUGUUACCCGACGCUUCAAUGGCGACGACAGGCUUGGAGACUCUUCGCGCACUGCAGUGAACUGGACCUUGACAUAUCACGGACAACCUUCGGGAGUCAUGAUUGCAGAUGAGCGCUUAUCUGGGCUGAGCCCUGUUCGCGGUGUGGAACUUUGCGCUGUGGUAGAGUCCAUCUAUUCGUUGAACUACCUGUACCAGGCACUGGGCGAUGCUAGUUUCGCAGACAAUGCCGAGAUGGCAGCUUACAACGCUCUCCCUGUUAUGUUGACACCAAAUUGGUGGGCACAUCAGUACGUCGCCCAAACCAACCAGCCAAUAGCGCACACCUUUGAUCUGUCUCCUUUCUAUAACGUGGAUACCGAAGGGCAGCAUUUCGGACUUGCGCCAAACUAUCCUUGUUGCACGGUCAAUCAUCCGCAAGGUUAUCCCAAGUAUAUUUCGAACUCGUAUGUCCGCUAUGGCGACAAUGGUAUAGCGCAUGCGCUGCUGGGGCCAACUUCAGUCAAAACUACCACCAACUCUGGGGUUGUUGUCAACAUCUCGGUCGACACUCACUAUCCAUUUGUAUAUGAGUUGACAUAUACCGUUGAAGCCAGUGAUGAUUUUGACUUUUAUGUGCGAGUGCCUACCUGGGCUACGGGAAGCAGCUUCUUCUCCAUCAACGGGGGAACCCAUCAGGAUAUGCUGGCAGAAUCGAGUACCUCCAUGCAUCGUUUUCGGCUCGAGAAAGGCCACACCACCGUCUUUUACUCCUUGACGGGCGAUAUCCGAGUGGCUGAUCGUGCAAAUGACACUGUGUCCAUCUACCAUGGGCCAAUUCUGUAUACCAUUGCCCCUGGAGAGAACUACACAUCAUACAGCUCAGGCUACCCCGGUGCACCCUCGGAGGCUUUGGAAUAUGACAUCUACCCGACAUCGGAAUGGGCCCUCGCUAUCGAUCCCUCGACGCUGAGGUACAACGCACCGUCGCGGGGUGCUUCCUUGCCUAACCCUAUAUGGACCCUUAACGCGCCACCGGGGUCUAUCAGUGCGAUUGUAUGCGAGAUUAAUUGGAGUUUGACCAAGGGUUACGCGCCCAACCCGCCGCUGCUAGCAGACAGGAAAUGCAUAGGAGACCCCAUUCAAGUCGACCUGGUACCGUAUGGCAGCGCCAAACUGCACGUGGCUGAGAUUCCGACGAUCAAGCUGUCGUGA